Molecule: messenger RNA, 2601 nt
Organism: Adineta ricciae
Lineage: Eukaryota; Metazoa; Rotifera; Eurotatoria; Adinetida; Adinetidae
Source: the annotation of a GenBank genome assembly
AUGAAGAAAGGUCGUUCAAAGCGCGCCCAUCUUCUAGUCGCAAAUGUUAUUCAAGCAACGGAAAAUUUCAUCCACAAGGCCGACGAGAUCGUUCAUGAAAAUCCUGGUAUGAGAAAUGAAUUAAUCGAGAGUAUGAAUGAAGUGAAACGAGCAGGCGACGAAAUGGCUGUUCUAUCAAAGGGCUUUGCUGAUGAUCCAUGUUCAAAAUCUAAACGCGAGCAGAUGAUUGUCGCCGCUCGAGGUUUACUUUCAUCGGUUACUCGUCUACUGAUGUUAGCUGAUUAUGUGGAUGUGCAAAUUAUUUUGAAUUCUAUUCGUUUGGUGGAAAAUGAUUUACAACAAAUUCAUGAUGCAGCGAAUCAGGAUGAAUUGAUCCAGUUCUAUAAACAAUAUGGAAAAGAUGUUAGCAAUUUGGGUUAUCAUGCUCAACGAAGACAGCAAGAUUUAGUGGAUCGAGAUGAACAGGAAAGCUUAGCAGCAGCACGCGCUACAAUCAAACGAUCAUCCAUGAUGUUAUUGACUGCAGCAAAAACUUAUUUACGUCAUCCGGAGAUACCAUCAUCACGUGAAAAUCGUGAUUUUGUCUACAAUCAAUUACGCGAGGCGGUCCACGUAAUUUCUUCAAUUACUCAAGGGCACACAGAAACGAUAAAACAAGAUGCAGCAUUGAAUACUGUCGGAGAUCUCACUCGAGCAUUGAAUGAAUUCGAUCGGGUAGUCAUGAUGAAACCACAGAAAUUCAAUGAACAAGUUGUUCGACCACAGCUCGAAGAACAUCUGGAAAGUAUCAUCUCAGGCGCUGCUCUAUUAGCAGACUCUCUCUCGACACGAGAAGAACGUCGUGAUCGAAUUGUUCAAGAAUGUAACGCAGUUCGACAAGCAUUGCAAGAAUUAUUGGAUGAAUACAUCCGAUAUUCGAAAAAGAAGAGUUCAGAAGACAAUGUCAAUGAAAAGAUUCAGAUAAUGCAAACGAAAACUCGUGAUCUACGAAAACAGCUUCGUAAAGCUGCUGUCGAUCAUGUUAGUGAUACGUUUGUCGCGACAAACGUUCCACUUGUAGCUCUUAUCGAUGCAGCACGACGUGGGAAUAUUCAACUCGUCGAACAAACAGCACAGAUCUUCAUGGAACAUGCAACUAAAUUGGUUGAAGUUGCAAAUAUCGUUUGUUCAAUGUCAGAUUCGGUUGAAGGCAUCAAAUUAGUUCGUCUAGCUGCAAAACAUAUUGAACAUCUUUCUCCACAAGUGGUGAGUGCUGCACGAAUUCUUGCUGCUCGUUCGACCUCAAAAGUUGCUCAAGAAAAUCUGGAUGUUUUUCGUGAAACAUGGGAAAAACACGUGCGAUUGCUUACAGAAGCUGUUGAUGAAAUAACUACCAUUGAAGAUUUUCUUGCUAUUUCGGAGAAUCAUAUACUCGAAGAUAUUAACUCAUGCAUUCAAGCCAUGGUCGAACAAAAUCCAGAUCGUGUUGAUCGAACUGCGGGUGCGAUUCGUGGACGAGCCGAUCGUGUUAUUGAUGUGGUUGCUGCUGAAAUGGACAAAUACGAACCUGGAGAAUAUACCGAAACUGUUCUGGAAAGUGUUCGCGUUCUUCGAGACCAAAUCAUGCCGAGUUUUGCUGAAAGAAUCAAAAUAUCAAUUGACACUCUUCGAAUGAAAUCGACACAGGAUGAUCGCAAGUACGAAAUAAAUGAACAAGAAUUAAUUGAAGCAUCCAGCAAUGUCUAUCAUGGUAUAAGAGAUAUUCGAAAUAGUAUCUUAAUGAAUCCAGAUCUUGAAUGGCCAAGUGACGAUGAAGAAGGAUUCAAUGAUGAAAUCUAUGCUCCAUCUCAAGCAUCAAGUCACGGACCAUCGGUGGAUAGUCAACAAACUGAUAUGGAAAUGCAUCCAGGCAAUAAUGACAAUCCAAGUCGAGACAUGAUGAGACGAUUACCUAAAGAAGAACGAGAGCAAAUCGAACUUCAAGUUGAAGGCUUCAAACGAACAAAACGCGAUUUCGAACGUGAAGUUCUUAAAUGGGAUGAUCGUGGCAAUGAUAUCAUUGUUCUUGCGAAAAAAAUGUGCAUGAUUAUGAUGGAAAUGACGGACUUUACCCGGGGUCGUGGACCAUUACGUACAACAAUGGAUGUGAUCCAUGCCGCAAAAAUGAUCUCAGAAUGUGGAUCUAAAUUGAAUAAAUUAGCGAAAGAUAUUGCUGCACAAUGUGUCGAAUCCCAAUCAAAAUCUGACCUUGCUGCUUAUGUUGAUCGUAUCACUCUCUAUUGUCACCAAUUGGAUAUUACGAGUAAAGUGAAAGCUGAUGUUCAAAAUAUAAGUGGCGAACUUAUCGUUAGCGGACUUGACAGCGCUACUUCGUUGAUUACAGCAGCGAAAAACUUAAUGGGUGCAGUUGUACUCACUGUCAAAGCAUCCUAUAUAGCUUCCACCAAAUAUCGUAACAAAUCAGGAAACAAAGAGCCAAUUGUUCAAUGGAAAAUGCGUUUGCCAGAAAAGAAACCAUUGGUGUUAACUGAUCGCCCGAAUGAUUCUGAUGUGCGAGUAAGAAAAGGUGCUACCAAAAAACGACUCGAACCUUUACACGUUCUGAGCCAAUUUCAAAAUUAA